Gallus gallus (chicken) is the source of this 4786-nucleotide messenger RNA. It is a transcript of the gene STAT4, whose product is annotated as signal transducer and activator of transcription 4. Gene Ontology annotation, molecular function: DNA-binding transcription factor activity, RNA polymerase II-specific; RNA polymerase II cis-regulatory region sequence-specific DNA binding. Lineage: Eukaryota; Metazoa; Chordata; Aves; Galliformes; Phasianidae. The coding region runs from base 1160 to 3409 and encodes 749 amino acids. Gene Ontology annotation, biological process: cytokine-mediated signaling pathway; cell surface receptor signaling pathway via JAK-STAT; response to peptide hormone. The record is from RefSeq and is a predicted model, not a curated record. The transcript is spliced from 24 exons.
GGGGACACCGCCAGCAGCUCAGGGACCACUCGUACAGGCAAGUUGGGGGGGCUCCUUCUGUCUUUCCAUCUGUCCAUCCAUCUGGAGCCUUCGGGGUGCCUUGGGGGGGUGUCUUACCUGGACUUGGGGGCCUCAUGGUCCUGGGACUCCCCACUGCUCCUGCACCACUGAGCCACUCCGUCGGGGGAGGAAGGUGAGGUUUAUCUGCCAGGGGGACUGUAGAGAAUGUCGUGGUGGUGGCACAGGUCAUAACUAUAGACAGAACCAAAAGUAUCUGAAUGAGCACCUCGUGACAUAAAAAGUGAGACAGUCGCAGUGUCAGUAUUUCAUUUGCUGUAGCUCCAUGCUGAUUUUUAAAUGCGGUACAUUUCUGCUACAACCUUUCAUGGAAGAUCCAAUAUAAACUACAGGUGUCCUGAGCUUUUAAACUUUUAGCACAACUCCCUGGAAAAGGAAAACCUGGAGCAGGAUGUAUUGUACUGAACAUGUUUCCAGAACCCUGGGUACAGACCAGACCCGCCCUUUGCCAGCUCUGUGGCACGCCAGCACCCCUGCACAUCACCCAGAAGUCCAACGAGGUUGCAGCAUCAUCUUGGGGGCUUUUUUAUUUGCAUAACAACACAAAGUUCUUAAGACUUAUAGGGUAUCACAACCAUCACAGUUUGCCAGAAGCUGCAAUGAAACCUCUCACUGAAAGCAAGCAGGCUUGCAAAUUUUAUGUUCUCAACAUGAGGUAUUAUUACAUUAUGAUUUGGUUUUUGUAGGUAUCUCAAGAAAUAAGGCCUGUGAUUUCUUUGUAAUUACCAGAGUAGCAACAGAGAUAGGAAAAUGUCCCUAUAUAUAUUUUUUGGAGCAAUAUAUAUUCUCCCCUUUGAAAUGUUGACAUUACGGAACUAUGAAUCAGAAUUGGAAAUGGAAAAGCUUAGUAUAAAAAGGUCAGCUUUUUAUAAAAAUGCCAAUUCUGAUGAAACCUCAUGUUUUUAAUUUUCAGGGAAAAAUUCUAUCAAAAAUAUCCAAAAACACCAUGUUGUCCCUACUGCAGUGCAGUCUUUAAUCCAUGUAUUGUACAUAGUUUGUUAAUGUGAACAACGGCAAUGAGGAGCAGACAACCCUCGGUACAGGACUCAGGCCACGGGCAGAGCUCAGAGGAGGACCAAGCAUGUCCCAAUGGAGUCAAGUUCAACAACUGGAAAUAAAGUUUUUGGAGCAGGUUGACCAGUUCUACGAUGAUAACUUUCCCAUGGAAAUCCGGCAUCUGCUGGCACAAUGGAUAGAAAGCCAAGAUUGGGAGGCUGCAUCCAACAAUGAAGCAAUGGCAACCAUCCUUUUACAGAACCUGCUAAUCCAAGUGGAUGAACAGCUAGACAGGGUUUCACAAGAGAAGAACCUUCUCUUGAUACACAACCUGAAAAGAACCAGAAAGCUGCUUCAGGGGAAAUACCAUGGUAAUCCCAUGCAUAUAGCGGUGAUCAUCUCAAACUGCUUAAGAGAAGAAAGGAGAAUAUUGGCUGCAGCCAGCAUGCCCGUGCAGGGACCACUGGAAAAGUCUUUGCAGAACUCCGUGGUUUCAGAGAGACAAAGAAACGUGGAACACAAAGUGUCAGCCAUUAAGAACAGUGCCCAGAUGACUGACCAAGAUGUCAAAUACUUGGAAGACUUGCAAGAGGAAUUUGACUUCAGGUAUAAAACAAUACAAAGUUUAGAGCAGAGUGACAAAAAUAGCGCCCUCAUUAAACAGGAAAUGUUGGCGUUGCAGGCGAUGCUCAAUACGUUAGACUACAAGAGAAAGGAAGUACUGAGUAAAAUAGGCCGUGUCAUCCACGAAAUUGAUAUGCUGAUGAGCAACAUGCUGACUGAGGAGCUGCUGGACUGGAAGAGACGGCAGCAGAUUGCCUGCAUCGGGGGUCCCCUUCACGGGGGGCUCGAUCAGCUCCAGAACUGUUUUACGCUGUUGGCGGAGAGUCUUUUUCAAGUUAGAAGGCAAUUGGAAAAACUGGAUGAGCUGUUGACCAGACUGACAUACGAUGGGGAUCCCAUCCCAGUGCAAAGACCUCAGCUGAUGGAAAAAGUCAAUUUCCUGCUCUACAAUCUCUUCCGCAAUUCAUUUGUGGUCGAACGGCAGCCCUGUAUGCCAACACACCCCCAGAGGCCAAUGGUUCUUAAAACGUUGAUACAGUUCACUGUAAAAUUAAGGCUGCUAAUUAAAUUGCCAGAGCUGAACUACCAGAUCAGAGUGAAAGCAACUAUUGACAAGAAUGUUUCAACAGUAAGCAAUCGUAGAUUUGUUCUGUGCGGGACACACGUGAAAGCCAUGAACAUGGAUGAAUCAGCAAAUGGGAGCCUGUCAGUAGAAUUCCGACAUUUGCAGCCAAAAGAAAUGAAAUCAAGUGCUGGAAGCAAAGGAAAUGAGGGUCCUCAUAUGGUGACUGAAGAGCUGCACUCCAUCAGCUUUGAAACGCAGGUCUGCCUGUAUGGACUGACAAUCAAUUUGGAAACAAGCUCUUUGCCUGUGGUGAUGAUUUCCAAUGUCAGCCAGUUACCUAAUGCAUGGGCUUCUAUUAUUUGGUACAACCUGUCAACCAACGAUCCUCAGAAUUUAUCUUUCUUUAACAAUCCCCCUGCUGCCACUCUAAGUCAGCUCUUAGAAGUACUGAGCUGGCAGUUCUCAUCGUAUGUUGGCCGUGGACUCAAUUCUGAGCAACUCAACAUGCUGGCAGAGAAACUUAUGGGGCAACAGGUCAGCUAUAGUGACUACCAGCUCUCCUGGGCAAAGUUCUGCAAGGAACAUUUACCUGGAAAGUCUUUUACCUUUUGGGUUUGGCUUGAAGCUAUACUGGACUUAAUUAAAAAGCACAUUCUUCCUCUCUGGAUUGAUGGGUACGUAAUGGGAUUUGUAAGCAAAGAGAAGGAACGAAUUUUGCUCAAAGACAAGACACCAGGAACAUUUUUAUUAAGGUUUAGUGAAAGCAAUCUGGGUGGAAUUACCUUUACUUGGGUGGAUCAGUUAGAAAAUGGAGAAGUAACAUUCCAUUCGGUGGAACCCUACAACAAAGGCCGCUUAGCUGCACUGCCCUUUGCUGACAUACUGCGAGAUUACAAAGUUAUCAUGGCAGACAACGUUCCUGAAAACCCUCUGAAGUAUCUGUACCCAGACAUUCCCAAAGACAAGGCCUUUGGCAAACACUACAGCUGUCAGCCGAAUGAAGUCUCAAAACCCUCAGACGGAGGAGUCAAAGGUUAUGUUCCUUCUGUAUUUAUCCCAGUCUCCAAAAUCUUAAAUGAUUCUACAGACCCACAUUCUCCAUCAGAUCUUCUUCCAAUGUCUCCAAGUGUUUAUGCUGUGCUGAGAGAGCAUCUGAGUCCCACAGCCAUCGAAACUGCUCUGAGUUCUCCUUACUCAACUGACUGAAGUUCACAUACUGGAAAAAUAAGCAAUUACAUGGAUGCUGCAUAGGUUAGAAGCAUAAUAAAUAUCUUCUCUGCCAUCUCUGUAAAUCAUUAUUUCCUGGAAACUAUUAUCAUGCUAUUCUUGGGCCUCCUUCUGUUUUCCAUUCCCCAAAAAACAAGCAUUUUCUCCCUAGAGGUUACACGUAGCCACCCAGGACUACUGCCCACAUUGAUAAAAGCCCAAAUCCAUCUCCACUUGCAGGUCAUUUGAUUCCAGCGGGGUCCAGUAGGUAUGAAUUUCCAUCUGCGGAAUUACUGACCUUAGAAUUGUUGUAAAUACAACAGUAUAAGAACAGAUUUUUUUUUUUUUUUUGCUUUUGAUAACAGCAUGUAAGGACAACUCAAGACUUUAAGGUGCUCAAGGAAAUCAGUUUUUAUUACAUUAAAAAGUUUGCUUAAUCAUCUCUUAAUAUACCCUCAGUUCAGCUUCCAUUUUAAAGUGAAGACUCUCAUCCCUACAAGUUCAAUUACAUCCAGGGUUUAUUUUUUCCCCAAGAUGAACUACCUCAAGCACAGACUGUCACCACAGCAGAAGUUCUGAGAGAGAGGAAGGCAACGCUAGUGAAAGUUGGGAUACUAUCUGGUGAAUGCAGGCUGGGAAGAAGAGUUUCUAAAAACAAUUACUCAAAAGCGAUAGCAUUUGCUGACCAUGGAACAAUCAGCGAUACAUAACAAUGUUACAUGCCUAUUGGAGACUCAUUUCAUGAGCAGGAUAAUUGGUUUUACGCUGCCUUUGAAAAAUGUUUCAUUUUGCUUAUUUUGGCAUAGAUUAAUUCAUUUGUUUGUUUUUCCCAGUUUACCCCUCAACAUUCCAUUUGUUCUGUUAAUAGAACAAUAAAAUGGCAGUUCCGGGGCCAUUGUCUUUCACAUGUGCAGCCUCAUUCAGAUUUAACUCGUGCAAAAUAAAUGGCUAAUGCAUACCAAGUUCUUAGAACACACAAACACUCAGGAAGAGCUUGAGGUGCAGAUGCUGAAGUGCAAAUAAUACAGACAUUUAGGACGAAAACAACCCCCUUGCAUCAGUCAGACCUAGAUUUCAGUUUCAUUUCUCUUCUUCACCCCCCCCCCCCCCCACCCGUACCAUUGACGUUAGUGAGCAACAUCUCUGUUAGAAUGGAGAGAGAUUAUUUUUGGGUGUUGCUGAAAUAUCAGAUUAGGUAUUAAAUGACCAAACACAUCUCUGUAGUUGAUCAGUCUCAAAGCUAUCUGCAGAAUCAUAUUUCUUCUCGCAAAGCAUCAUGUAGAAAUUAUUUUCCUAAACAAUGACUAUUGUGUAUAUAUGUCUGAUAACAACUGUAAUUUAUAUGACCAGUAUGAAUAAAAACAGUUUUUGGCUUAA